Molecule: messenger RNA, 987 nt
Organism: Mesorhabditis belari
Lineage: Eukaryota; Metazoa; Nematoda; Chromadorea; Rhabditida; Rhabditidae
Source: the annotation of a GenBank genome assembly
AUGUCAACGGCACACUUAUUGAUUUCCAGCAACACCUCUUUUGCCGCUUUUUUUCUCUCUGUUUGCCAACGAGUUUUCGAGAAACGACCCGACUACCAGAACUACGUCUAUCAAAUGGGCAAAGAGAAAGCCUAUCAAAUGACGCAAAAGUUGAAAGAUUUGGUGGAGAAUAUUGUCUCAAGGAUAGAUGAUGUUGAUCACAUUGUGGCCGUGUCUCGAGCGUACGGCGAGGAUCAUGUCGAGUUGAAAACGAUGGGAUUCAAGCCUGAUUUCUGGGUGGCCUUGGCUGAUGCGAUGACCGUUGAAGGAGUGAUCCUUGAUAUGGCGAAUCAUCAGCCAGCCGACACAGUGGGUGCUUGGUCUCAACUCGUCUCCCUAAUCUUCUCCUCGGUUCGCGAUGGUUACUACUCGGCUCUGCGUGUGCAUCGAAUGAAUUCCCGUAAAAAUCUCGCUCGUCAAACCACCUCCGAUUCAACAAAUAAUGACAUCAGCUGCCCACAACCGACCUCACGAAACAAUAGUUUGAAUGGUCGAUGCACUGAGUUCUCAUUGUAUCGAAAGAUCUUCGAGAGUAUCAUCGAGACGUGCUCUGAACGCAGAAAUGUGCUGCAAAAUCUCAUCGGUUUUAUUUCCGAAGACAAAGAGCAAUGUGGAACCGAGAAAAUCCCGUUGACGUUGAUUGUGGCAAAGAAAAUGAUCUAUAGGAAUUGUCCGCAACAUCGAGAACACUAUCAACGCAUCUGUUUCAUUCACGAUUUGUGCUACGGAGCCGUGCUCAAGAAAACCCAUACGAAAGAGCAAUGUGAUCAGAGUUUCUGUGACAUGUUGAGCUAUAUGACAAAAAGCACCGACAAUAACCCGAAAUGUGCCGAAGUUGGCGACAACUUUUGCGCAAUUGUGCAAUCGUACAACUAUUUCUCCGAUGGUGAUUCACAAAUCGGCAACACAACCAUAUCUAGCCAGACCACCGAAAGAAAUCCUUAUAUU